Molecule: messenger RNA, 180 nt
Organism: Monoraphidium neglectum
Lineage: Eukaryota; Viridiplantae; Chlorophyta; Chlorophyceae; Sphaeropleales; Selenastraceae
Exons: 3
Coding region: 1-180 (59 amino acids)
Source: RefSeq, a predicted model, not a curated record
AUGACUGUUGAGGAGGACGACGGCUCCCUGGUGGAGGAGGAGGAGUUUGACGCGGCCGCGCACGACGAGGCGCAGGAGCAGCACGCCGCAGAGGUUGCCGAGGCUCAGGCGGGCGCGCACGAGGCGGCGGGCGGAGAGGAGGAAGGCGUUGGUGAUAGCUUAGCUUGGAUGGACGGCUGA